Antechinus flavipes (yellow-footed antechinus) is the source of this 5165-nucleotide messenger RNA. RefSeq names its product chromosome 2 C15orf39 homolog (gene PRMT2IP). The record is from RefSeq and is a predicted model, not a curated record. NCBI's taxonomy places the organism in Eukaryota, Metazoa, Chordata, Mammalia, Dasyuromorphia, Dasyuridae.
CGGGCUCGCCGCGGAGGUCCGCUCGCGGCUGCGGCCAGCCCUCGGGGCGCCCCGGCUCCCCGCCGCCAGGAAGCCCCCGCCUCCCCGGAAUCCCACCCCUCCAGCCCAGGCCACCCCCCCCGCCCGCGGCUCCUGGAAGAUGCCCCAGCGGGCACGCACUCCAACAGGAGGGAGCAGCGGCGGACGAGCCAAAAAGCAACAGAGCGGCUGGUCCUCGGCAGGCCUCGGCCCAACGCAGUGAUGACCGGGAAGCGGCCGCCCGGGCCCUUGGACCCCAUGAUCUACAAUAAGUUGGCCCUCCUCGAGGCGGACGCCGGGCACAGGCCGCCCGCCGGGAUCUGCAAGUCGGGAUCCCUGCCCGGGCCGGGCAGCGAGGGCCACCUGCGUUACAAGGGGACCUACUUCACCUACCCCGUGGGGAGCCCCGAAGUGGGCCACGACAACUUGGCUGGAUGGAACCCGCACGUGUCCUACGGGGGCGUGGUGGCGGGGCAGUCCCUGCGGGCGGACAGCAUGCUCAUGAACUGUCUGUUGUAUCAGCGGGAAGCGGAGGGCGUUCAGCCCGUGGAGAAGGGCCGGGACCACGCCAUGCGGAACCUGCUCCUGGCCCAAGAAAAGUGGACAGGGCAUCUGGACCACCGCGACCCCCUGCUGCAGGCCGCCCGGGGCUCUCCCUACCUGGGCAUGAAGGGGCCGGGACCCCCGGCCUGCGCCCCCCUGGCGGCCCCCAAACCCAUAUACCGGAACCCCAUGUGUUACGUGGAUCCGGGCUACGGGCCGCCGUCGUGUUUGGCCCUGGGGGCCCCGCCAGCUGAGAGUGGGGCCAAGCGGCCCCUGGACAUGGACUGGACAGUUGCUGCCCCCUUAUUGCCUCAGGGCAACUCCCACUGCUCACUGGCCACUCCGCCCAGCAAGAGUCAGCACCUGGACACUAGCUUUCUCCCUCUGCCACAGUCUGGGGCGCCGGGCAAGGAGGCCGUGGCCAACCUCUCUUCCUACCAGGUGGCCUUGGACAAGUACUGUGCCAUCCGGAGCGCCCUCUUCCUGGACUCCAAAUACCCCCCACCAUACAGAGGGCACAAGAAGGCGGCCGAGGGGCUCCCGGGCUCCUGGACAAAACUUCCGCAGCCCCCAGUGCCCCCCUACCAGGAGCGGGCCCCCUCCCACUACCCACUAGCGAUGCACGAGCAGCCUCUGCUGUACCCCCCCGGCUACCCGCCCCCAGAGAAGCCUAACAGCUCGGUGCUUUCUCUGCAGUCCCCCAGCCCCUACAAGGGUUACAGCUACAGGGGAAACGGGCUCCCGGGGUCCUACCCGCAGCAGCAGGCGGCCCGGGGGCCCUGCGUGCCCUCCUCCAAGCUGGAGAGCUGUGCCUACCCCGCGGGCCCCAUCCCGGGCAGCUCCCCCAGCCUGAAGGCCGCGACAGCCGCCUCCCACGAGCCUGAGCCGCCGCCCCCCAAGUGCCAGCUGGACUUCAUGCCUCAGACGCCCGGUUUUGCCUUUGCUCCUCGGGACGGCCUGUCCCUGUACGGCCCGGCCCUGGGAGCCGGAGGGAUGUCGCCCGCCCAGGAGGCCCCCCGGGGCAAGCUGGGAGCCAAUCAGCACAGCGCCUUCCAGCUCGUGUGUCAGCACCUGGGAAGCGGGGGCCCGGCCCUGAAUGCCGCCCCCCAGAAGGAGGCCGCCUGCCCCGUCUCCCGCCCUGGCAAGGCGGAGAAGCCCCGGCCGGAGCCCGAAGGCAAGAAGUGGCCGUACAGCUUUGCCAAGGAAGAGGCCAGACCCCGGCCCGGUCUGGAGGAGCAUCCCACCACGCCCAUCGUCAUCGCGGACAGCCCCGCGCCGAGGAGCCCGCCGGGCCCCGCGCCCCAGAAUGCGCUCCCCUCGCCCAGGGAGCCCCCGCAGGCCCUCCGGCAGGCUGAGAGCGCCGAGGGCGCCAUCGCGCCCCCCUGCUCGCCGCCCAUGCCCAUCAUCAACAACGUCUUCAGCUUGGCGCCCUACCGGGACUACCUGGACAAUCGGUGUGAGAAGAUGCCCGAGCUGCCCCUGCCCAAGGCCCAGCCCCCGGGCGCCACCUGCCCCCUGGUGCCCUGCGCCGCCGCGGACCCCGCCUACGGCGAGGGACCCAAGGAUGCCGAGGGGAAAGACGGGCAUGACCAGGAGUGCGACGUGCUGCUGCUGACUCCCUGCAGGGAGCCCCAGGGGCAGCCGGGCCCCCCCCCGGGCAGCCAGUGCCCGCCCAGGGAGGAGGUGGCGCUGGACUUGAGCCUCAAGAAGCAACUGGCCGAGCUCUCCCAGGGGUCCCUGAGCCAGGGCCUGCCCGCCGAGCCCGCAGCACCCCCGGACGGGGCAGAAACGAACCAGGCUGGCCAGGAAGAGCAGCCCAGGCUGCCCGCCCCCCCGCCCCUGGUACCCACCAUGAUCGAGACCAUUCCAAAGACUAGCUUCCACAGCUCCGUGGCCUUCAUGUUCCGCAAGUUUAAGAUCCUCCGGCCGGCGCCCACGCCUACCAUGGCCCCCGCCUCCUCCCCCGCCCCCGCCCCUGCCCUCACCCCCACCCCCACCCCCACCCAGUCUGCCAACCUCCAGCUGCUCAGCCAGCCCCUGCAGGUGACCUGCAUCAACGUGGCUCUGCCCGAGCCGACGCCGCCCGCGCCUCCCGCGGCGUCCGAGCCGGCUUCGGCCGCCGGCAAGGCCAGCAGGGGCCCGGAGGCCGCCUCCGUGUCGGCGGGCAGCCCCGAGCAGCACUUCACGGGCCUCCAUCUGUCCCUGUGCGACGCCAUCUCUGACUUUGUGGCCCACUCGUCGCCAGAGAGGCUGCGAGAGUGGCUGGAGGAGGCCGACGAGAGCCCGUCUCUACCUCUGCUGCCGGCCUCCUCCCCCGCCAAGGGCCCGAGCAGGCCCCGAGCGGCCGAGGGCCGGGCCCGCGACACGUGGCUGAGCUGCGUCGGGGUGAAGGGGCUCUUGGCGGAGCUGCUGGCCCAGCUGGAGACCUUCCUCUUCACGCACAAGUGCCCCUUCCCCCACGUGGUGCGCGCGGGAGCCAUCUUUGUCCCCAUCUAUCUGGUGAAGGAGAAGCUGUUCCCCCGGCUGCCCGGGGCCUCGGUGGACCACGUGCUCCAGGAGCACCGAGUCGAGCUGCGCCCCACCACGCUGUCGGAGGAGCGGGCGCUCCGGGACUGUGCCCUCGACGGCUGCACCUCCCGCAUGCUGAAGCUCCUGGCGCUGCGCCAGCUCCCGGACAUCUACCCGGACCUGCUGGGCCUGCAGUGGCGGGACUGUAUCCGCAGACAGCUGGGAGAACAUAACAGGCAGAGCCCCCAAGCUAAGGCAGAAGCUGCUUCCUCAGAAGUUUCCAAGCUCCGAGAAGAAGUCAGCUCAGUCUCAGCCACCUUGGAGCCCCGGGGCUCCAAGACCAAAAAGAAGAAGAGGGGGACCCCUGGCCCAAGCUCCGAGGAGCCUGGACAGCCAGGGGCAACCUCUGAGAAGGAGUCUGCCCCAGAGAGAGCCUCAGCCGCCAAACCUAGAGAAGAGACCCAAGGCCAGGCCCCGCUUGGGCUCCCCGGCUCCCUGUUCCGUGCCCGCUUCCAUCGCCUGCUCCAGGCGGCCUGGCAGGACGGCCUGCCACUGCCCACGGGCAGACGAAGAGGCCUGGCACAGGCCCAGCCUCCCCCCUACCCAGAGCUGGUAGGGUAGGGAGCCUCACCAAGUGAGCUGCUGGGCCCGGGAGGUCCGUCCAAGGCCGAGAGUCCGAGCUUUCAUGUCCCGAGACUGUGCCCGCUGUUGCUCAGCUAAGACGUGAGCCUUCGGGCCGGCGCUCCCUGGCUAUCCGGGAGGACGACCCAGCAGGUCAGCUCUAGCUCCAGGGGUGGCCUGGGCCUGGCGAUAUGCCCCGCCGGCCUCCCCAGGCUGAGCACCAGAGUGCCCGGGAUUCUCGGCUUUCUCCCCUCCCCACCUUCCACCUUCUCUCCAGAGCAAGGACUUGGCUGAGAACUGGAGACUUUCUCCUUGCUUUCUGUCCCUCAGGACUUGAACCUUAGGCUGGUCCUCUGUUCUCUUCCCCCUUUCUUCUGCCCCCUUCUCUUUGGCUUGCUACCUCCGCUCACUAGCCCCAGGCCAAAUCUUUCCUCCAGGUAUCCCCGUUCUUGCUCCUCCUCGGCCCUGGGAUGGAGUCAAGAGACCCAGGUACAAACGCCUCUGCUGCUUCUGCCCCAGCUUGCCCUGACUUCAGGUAGCACGUGGCGAGGGGGGAGCUGCCAGGGGCCCUCCGAAAGCACAAAAUUCCCCAGGGAAGUCAGGACCCCUUUCCCUCUUUACGCUCCCUCCCCCCGCCCCCUUACUUCUACAGAUCCCACCCUGGAAUAUCUGGUUGAGCUGAAGAAAAACAUUGCCAGAUACUUGGGCGUGAGAGUUUGCCAUGGUGACCCAUGUGAUCAGAUACUGAUUCUGGCCAUGAAGUCGUGGGUCUGGGUAGGAGUCUGCUUAGGGACCUUUGAAAGGAAGGGACGCACCAGAAACCGAGGUGCCCCGUACCCCAACACUAAGGAGAGCUAACUCUCACAGGCUGACAUCUUGGCCCUUCACCAGGCCCUGGACAAAAAUUGAGGUCCCCCAGGAAGGCCAACCAGCUUCCCCAGGCCCGCUCUCAGUUCAGUUGCAUUUCCGAAGCCCUGGGGAGUACCAAGGCAACUCUAACCUGCACUUAAAAAGCUCUGGGCCCUUCCUGGCCAGGGGCCACACCCAUCAGGGUAUCCUGCCUGGCCCCAGUCUGCCCGGAGAGCCUGACACAUUUCUAACGCUGUGGCCGCUAAAAGCUCCUGAGAAAUGCCAUCUCUGCGGCCCAGGAGGGAGGAGUCGGCCCCACACUCCCCUCAGCUUUGUCCAAGACACAUGGCUGCCUCCUCCAGGGAGGGCCUGAGUCCUCCCCGCCCCUUCUCUGUGGAAGCUGGCCCUUGGGAAUCAGCACACGUCCAAGGAGACAGAGCCCCUCUACCCACUCCUCAGCCUGGCUCUCCCCCUCCCUGCAGCCCAGGACCGCAGACGGGCCUCUUGUGUGUGUACAGUUUGUACAGUUCUCGGCUCAAGUCAGUCCCUUCACUAUUUAAUGUUUUGUAAGGAGGCGGCCAGCCCCGGUGGCACACGCCAAUAAAAGUUAUUGGGUUGUUUUGGAA